This is a messenger RNA of Macaca mulatta (Rhesus monkey), 3784 nucleotides long. RefSeq names its product ferrochelatase (gene FECH). The record is from RefSeq and is a predicted model, not a curated record. Gene Ontology annotation, biological process: heme biosynthetic process. Gene Ontology annotation, molecular function: protoporphyrin ferrochelatase activity. Lineage: Eukaryota; Metazoa; Chordata; Mammalia; Primates; Cercopithecidae. Gene Ontology annotation, cellular component: mitochondrion.
GGCGCGCCGGGAGGGCGCGAGGUCAGGGGGCCGGGGACGCGCGUGGGGAGCGCUGCCCCGCUCGGCCGCUGCUGGGCGGACACCUGGGCACGCCAACGCGGGAGGAGCCCCCACUCGGUCCGAGGCUGCCGGGGCAAUGCCUUCACUCGGCGCAAACAUGGCUGCGGCCCUGCGCGCCGCGGGCGUCCUGCUCCGCGAUCCGCUGGCAUCCAGCAGCUGGAGGGUCUGUCAGCCAUGGAGGUGGAAGUCAGGUGCAGCUGCAGCAGCCGCCGCCACAGAAACAGCCCAGCAUGCCCAGCAUGCAAAACCUCAAGUUCAACCGCAGAAGAGGAAGCCCAAAACUGGAAUAUUAAUGCUAAACAUGGGAGGCCCCGAAACCCUCGGAGAUGUUCACGACUUCCUUCUGAGACUCUUCUUGGACCGAGACCUCAUGACGCUUCCUAUUCAGAAUAAGCUGGCACCAUUCAUCGCCAAACGUCGAACCCCCAAGAUUCAAGAGCAGUACCGCAGGAUUGGAGGCGGGUCCCCCAUCAAGAUAUGGACUUCCAAGCAGGGAGAGGGCAUGGUGAAGCUGCUGGAUGAAUUGUCCCCCAACACAGCCCCUCACAAAUACUAUAUUGGAUUUCGGUACGUCCAUCCUUUAACAGAAGAAGCAAUUGAGGAGAUGGAGAGAGAUGGCCUAGAAAGGGCUAUUGCUUUCACACAGUAUCCACAGUACAGCUGCUCCACCACAGGCAGCAGCUUAAAUGCCAUUUACAGGUACUAUAAUCAAGUGGGACGGAAGCCCACGAUGAAGUGGAGCACUAUUGACAGGUGGCCCACACAUCACCUCCUCAUCCAGUGCUUUGCAGAUCAUAUUCUAAAGGAACUGGACCAUUUUCCACUUGAGAAGAGAAGCGAGGUGGUCAUUCUGUUUUCUGCCCACUCACUGCCGAUGUCUGUGGUCAACAGAGGCGACCCAUAUCCUCAGGAGGUAAGCGCCACUGUCCAAAAUGUCAUGGAAAGGCUGGGGUACUGCAACCCCUACCGACUGGUGUGGCAAUCCAAGGUUGGUCCAAUGCCCUGGCUGGGUCCUCAAACAGACGAAUCUAUCAAAGGGCUUUGUGAGAGGGGGAGGAAGAAUAUCCUCUUGGUUCCGAUAGCGUUUACCAGUGACCAUAUUGAAACGCUGUAUGAGCUGGACAUCGAGUACUCUCAAGUUUUAGCCAAGGAGUGUGGAGUUGAAAACAUCAGAAGAGCUGAGUCUCUUAAUGGAAAUCCAUUGUUCUCUAAGGCCCUGGCCGACUUGGUGCAUUCGCACAUCCAGUCAAACGAGCUGUGUUCCAAGCAGCUGACCCUGAGCUGUCCGCUCUGUGUCAAUCCUGUCUGCAGGGAGACUAAAUCCUUCUUCACCAGCCAGCAGCUGUGACCCCACUGGUGGACCCUGUGGCAUUAGGCAAAUGCCCAACCUCCAGAUACCUCCGAUGUGGAGAGGAUGUUAUUAGAGAUCAAGGAAGGAAGUCAUCCUUCCUUGAUAUAUAUACAGCCUUUGGGUACAAAUUGUGUGAUUUCUUGAGGAUUGGACUCUAUUGAUGGAUUUCUAUUUUUGUAUAACUAUACAGUAAGCAUUUGUAUUUUCUCUCUCUAGGUAUGUUACUAGUUUGGAAUGUCCACUAGGACCUUUAAUAAAUGAGUUAAAAAUGUAUCUUAUUAGACACACCUAUUUUAAAUAGAGAUUUUGGCUUUCUUGCCCAAAAGCCUCCUGAAAGAGUACAGAGAGUCCCGUCUGUGGGCUGGCAGUGUGAAUGAGAUCUGUUUAGUCUUGUGCAUAUAGUUGCUGUUUUUUAAAUGAACAUAGUUGAGUAUUUGAAGUGAAUUUGAAAAAGAAAUGUUACUUAAUCUUUCCCUAAGCCCAUGGGUUACAGAGUGCUAUGGAGGCAAUUUGGUUACCUGCAAUGGCUGCUGUUGCCAGCGAGGCUACCAUUCAUUGGUCAUCUUGGUAUUUGUGUAUUAAUCUCACUUUCCUCAGUGUAAAAAGGAAUCAAGUACAGAUUGCAGAAGUGCUCUGAGAUUCCCCAUACACCCAAGGCUAAUAAACGUGUGCCAGUACAGUGUUCAUGAUACGUGCCUUGGUGGGAGUCUGUGGUGCCACAGCUCCCACUGCUUCUGGUCUCCAAGGACAGUGCUGCUGGAAAGGCUAACGAUGAGCUUCACCCUGGAGCUCCUCCCGGGACCUUGCAAGCCUUUCCAUCCAGCAUCUUCUCUUAGUUGAAUGCCUUCUUUCUAUACAUUUGUUUUCAGAAUUAUUUUAUAAGGUCAACAGUACUUCACUUGAAUUCUUUCUUAAUUUACAAUUUUUUAUUAUAAAAAUUUAUAGCCAUACAAUGGGACACGUGAAGAGUACAGAAAAGUAACCACUUUAAUGAAAUAACUAUUAUCAUAAUAUUGUAUUUCAUGCUAGUCCAUUCCUGUAGAUAUUUUUAAUGCCAUUGUCACCUUGGAUUUGUGAGUGAAAAGUGUUUCUAAAAGUAUAGAAAUAAUAUCAGAUCAGAAUCUGAUCUAUAUUUGUAUUUAAAUGGAUUAAAAGAUCCCUGGUGGUUCCAUGAAGAAUUUGUAAAGAUCACUUUCUCUUUCCUCCAAACCCUGAAACUUUGUUCUCCAAAAGAGCAUUUUUUUAAAGCCAGUUUAUAAACUGGAAGUAUUAGGAGAUUCAUAAAUCUUCCAUAUUGAGAAUUGGCUGUGUUAAUAAAUAUUACGACAUCAUUAAGGUUUUAACUAAGUUUGAUUCAUGCUGUCUGUUAAAUCAAAACUGAUCUAAAUCAAAAUUAUUCAAUGUGAGGAGCUUUUUUAAUGCAGGAAAAGAAGCAUGCCAUCCACUUGAGUUAAUAGUUUUCCCACAUUGAUGACAGCCCUCUUGAGUAGCGUCUACGUUUUUAAAAUUUCAAAUUGGCUUUUCUAUUAGUAGACUGUGUUUCUAGAGAAAGAUACAAGGCAUAGGUAAUUGUUUAGGAUUUUCCUCUAGCCUUUUUGGGGAUUAGGUUCACAGUAGACUUUGAGUGACCAUCCCACCAUGAGGUGAAUUCUCUGGGUUAGUGGUGUGGUGCUGGAAGGAAGGUUAUUUUUUGGAGCCACUCUCUCUCCUUAAGGAAACUUCCCAAGGGUCUGCUUCAAUUCUUCAAUGAAAAAAUAGACGUGAAAAAAUAUUUUUAUGGAGAUGAUGCAGAAAACUCCAAUUCAGGAGCCCUUGCGAGUAUAUCUGAAGCAAUUAUUUGCUAAGGAAACCUGAAUUGAUAGUGCUGUGCUGUCUGAACUAAUGUCUUUGAUGCUGAGUUGGGACCAGACCAGCUUUUAUAGCGACAGGCAAAGAGGGAUUUAUUGAGAUCGCUGCUCAUGGCAUUUGUUACUGUAAGAAGUGUUGCCUUUGAUUGUUACUAACCAUGGAUGGGUAAUGGUCAUACACUAGGCUAGCGUUUGGUAGGACAAAAUCUUUUUAGAGCUUUGAGAAUUGUCAUCCUGUUGGUCAACUUUGAAAUACAAAUGUUUGCCCUGGUAAUUAGCAGGGAACUACUGGCAGUUUCUUCAAGCUGUAUAUGUACAGAUCUGGCUUUUAAUUGAUGAAUCAACUUCUACAGAAACUUUUGCAAGGACAGUGUUGAUAAGGCAGUUUAGCUUGCCAGGGUGAUGACAAAGCCCAGGUCCCUGCAUGUACAGUGCUUUUCUAAAGAAUAUGCAUUCUUGAACUACUUUUUUAAAAAUCAAAAUAAAUUUUUGCACUCAAAAUUUGCUUCAUAUCAGGAGAAAUGAA